Messenger RNA from Tarenaya hassleriana, 1127 nucleotides. RefSeq names its product nuclear transcription factor Y subunit B-7. Bases 315 to 959 code for a protein of 214 amino acids. Lineage: Eukaryota; Viridiplantae; Streptophyta; Magnoliopsida; Brassicales; Cleomaceae. The transcript has a single exon. Gene Ontology annotation, molecular function: RNA polymerase II cis-regulatory region sequence-specific DNA binding; DNA-binding transcription activator activity, RNA polymerase II-specific; protein heterodimerization activity. Gene Ontology annotation, cellular component: CCAAT-binding factor complex; nucleus. The record is from RefSeq and is a predicted model, not a curated record. Gene Ontology annotation, biological process: regulation of transcription by RNA polymerase II.
CGCUCCGUUUGGUGGUAGCGGGGGUGCAACCAGUCGCUCCUAGCAUACCAAAAUUAAUUUUGAAAGUCAUUCACCAAACCAAUCAGGUACAAGGAGCGAGUCGCAUGCAGUUUUCCCAAUUUGGCCUCAGAAUCCAUUAAUAGACAUCUCCGCUUCAGUUGCCUUGGUUAACGCCUCCCUCUCUCUCUCUCUCUCUCUCUCUCUCUCUCUCUCUCUCUCUCUCUCUCUCUCUCUCUCUACUUAACUUCACAUCCAUAAGAUCACAUCCACGUUACUUUGCAUCUCCCGGGAGAGAGAGAGAGAGAGAGAGGGAUAUGACUGAGAGCCCUGAAAAUGGGUCUCCCGGAGCGGCGGAAACAAACCCAGGAAGCCCUUCUUUCAGAAACAACAACGGCAACAACAGCAUCAACAAAGAGCAAGAUCGGUUUCUUCCCAUCGCCAACGUCGGGAGGAUCAUGAAGAAAGUCCUCCCGGGCAACGGCAAGAUCUCCAAAGACGCCAAGGAGACCGUCCAAGAAUGCGUCUCCGAGUUCAUCAGCUUCAUCACCGGCGAAGCCUCCGACAAGUGCCAGAGAGAGAAGAGGAAGACCAUCAACGGCGACGACAUCAUCUGGGCCAUCACCACCCUAGGGUUCGAGGAUUACGUCACGCCGUUGAAGAUCUACCUCUGUAAAUACAGGGACACCGAGGGAGAGAAGGUGAACAGCCCUAAACAACAGCAGAGGCAGCACCCGCAACCGCCGCAACAUCUUCCCCAACAGAACCAUCACCAGCUCCAAGAUCAACAACAUAACAUGUCGUGCGGUGGUAAUCUCUACAUGUCCCACCACCACCACCACCAUCCAUCGCCCUUUCUUCCGCCGGAUCAUCAAUCGUUUCCCGUCCCCUUUUCUCCGAAAUCUAUUCAGAAACAGUUCCCGGAGCAGCAUGAUCAGAUCGAUUCCGUCGGACAAUGGUGAAGACUUUUGUUUAGUCUCUUCUUUUUUUUUUUCUUUAUAUAUAUAUAUAUAUAUAUAUAUAUACAUACAUAUGCUUCUUUUCCUUUUUCUAUUCCCUUCUCUUUGAAUCGCGUCAAGAACUUCUCUUGAUUACAAAUACGUACACGCAUUAGAUACUCUUUUAGAUCC